AUGAAUGCCAAAAAGUUUGGUGUGCUACUCUUGAUUGGAGUUGUGUGUGCCAAUGUUGGGGCAAGGCAGCUCGAAGGAGUGUCCAAAGAGACCAAAAUAGGCAUCUCUAUUCCCAAAACUGUCACUUCCAACGCCCUUGGAGCUGAGCUUUCUGUUGAUGUUGGAACUUACGCCUCUGCUUUGGGCUAUGGUGAUGCUAAUGCUGCUGCGGGUCCAAGCGGUCCCAGCACCGGUUCGUCUGGAAGGGGCUCUGGAUACACCAGCGGAUAUGUCUCUGUGGAUGAUCCCCCCGGUUCGUCUGGAAGUGUCGCUAGGUCUUACAGUGGCGCUAAUGGGAAUGGCGGUGCUAAUGCUGCAGCUGGUCCAAAUGAUGCCACUUCCAAUGGAUCUGCUAGUGGAGGUGCCAGAACCAUUUCGGAUUAA
Messenger RNA from Arabis nemorensis, 423 nucleotides. The record is from the annotation of a GenBank genome assembly. Lineage: Eukaryota; Viridiplantae; Streptophyta; Magnoliopsida; Brassicales; Brassicaceae.